Salvia splendens (bonfire salvia) is the source of this 1711-nucleotide messenger RNA. Its product is annotated as probable beta-1,4-xylosyltransferase IRX10L. Gene Ontology annotation, biological process: plant-type secondary cell wall biogenesis; glucuronoxylan biosynthetic process. Gene Ontology annotation, molecular function: 1,4-beta-D-xylan synthase activity; glucuronoxylan glucuronosyltransferase activity. The transcript has 4 exons. The coding region runs from base 186 to 1436 and encodes 416 amino acids. The record is from RefSeq and is a predicted model, not a curated record. NCBI's taxonomy places the organism in Eukaryota, Viridiplantae, Streptophyta, Magnoliopsida, Lamiales, Lamiaceae.
AUUGGCAAAAUAAAUUGAAGUGUUUACAGAUUAGUUACAGAGUGGUAACAGCAGUGGAGCUGCGGAUAUGUUUGAGUUCCACAAAUCGGAGUUUUGAGUUCUCUUUUAUUUGUUCAUCGACGCAGUCUUCUGCUUCUUUGGAGGCAGAAGGGCAUUGAUUCGUUCAAGACAGGGGAGAUUUAAAAAUGAGGAAACGGAGAUUGGUAUUUGCUUUGCUUCUUUGUUUUUCAACCUUUUGGAGGAUUGGAGCUUUCAAGUUUCACAGAGCCCAGAAAACUGAGAGAAUCUCCGGGAGUGCCGGUGAUGUACUGGAAGAUGAUCCUGUUGGAAGAUUAAAAGUUUUUGUUUAUGAGCUUCCUAGCAAAUACAACAAAAAGAUUUUACAGAAAGACCCAAGAUGCCUCACCCAUAUGUUUGCAGCAGAGAUUUUUAUGCACCGUUUUCUCUUGUCGAGUCCAGUUCGUACUCUUAAUCCUGAAGAAGCAGACUGGUUCUACACUCCUGUGUAUGCAACUUGUGACCUGACACCAAAUGGCCUCCCACUACCAUUCAAAUCACCUCGUAUGAUGAGAAGUGCUAUACAGCUGAUCUCUUCUAACUGGCCAUAUUGGAACGCAACUGAAGGAGCCGAUCACUUCUUUAUUGUGCCUCAUGAUUUUGCGGCGUGCUUUCACUAUCUAGAAGAGAAAGCUAUUGAGAGAGGAAUCCUUCCGUUGCUCCAACGUGCUACCUUGGUUCAGACGUUUGGACAGCGUAACCAUGUUUGCUUAAAGGAUGGAUCAAUCAUAAUCCCCCCAUAUGCCCCUCCACAGAAAAUGCAGGCUCAUCUAAUUUCUCCUAGCACUCCUAGAUCCAUCUUUGUUUACUUCCGAGGUUUGUUUUAUGAUGUUGGGAAUGACCCAGAAGGUGGUUAUUAUGCAAGAGGUGCGCGAGCAUCAGUGUGGGAGAACUUUAAGGACAAUCCCCUCUUUGAUAUCUCCACGGAACACCCAACUACAUAUUACGAAGACAUGCAGAGAGCUAUCUUCUGUCUUUGCCCGCUCGGAUGGGCCCCAUGGAGUCCUAGACUGGUUGAAGCAGUUGUGUUUGGCUGCAUCCCUGUUAUCAUAGCUGAUGACAUUGUCUUACCUUUUGCUGAUGCAAUUCCAUGGGAAGAUAUUGGUAUUUUUGUAGCAGAGAAGGAUGUCCCUAAGCUGGAUACAAUACUAACCUCGAUUCCAAUUGAAGAGAUACUAAGGAAGCAAAGAGUACUAGCCAAUCCAUCUAUGAAACAGGCGAUGUUGUUUCCACAUCCUGCUCAGGCACGGGAUGCCUUCCAUCAGAUAUUGAACGGGCUCGCUCGUAAGUUGCCUCAUGACAGGAGUAUUUACUUGAGAAGUGGUGAGAGCAUAUUAAACUGGACUGCAGGACCUGUGGGUGACCUUAAACCUUGGUAGCUAGUCUUCUUGUCGUAUGUUCAAACUCACCUGUAUCAAAUCCAUUUCCCAUCAAAUGUAUUGAUUAAUGUAAAUUUCCCAUUCAAGUUCAAAUCUUGAUGUAGCUGUUGUUGGUUUGUUUUAGAGACAAUGCAGCUUUUGAUGUACAAUUAGUUUUUACUUCAAACUGGUGUUAGGGCACUGAAGAUUUUCAUCUGGUAUGGAGGCAGCUGGCAUUCAUCAGUUGUAACUUGUAAGCUGUUUGACUUUUCUUCAACUUUUAACUGUUUGAGCUA